AGAAGGAAGCUCAGGAGAAAACGGACGGCAGCGAAUACUCCGGUUAAAGUGAAUCCUUCAUUUUAUCUGCCGUGCGAGAAGUUGUGUAUUUUGUCACGGAUUUCCAGAUAAACUAUCGCCGACGAGGUACACAACGAAAGUGUACGACACACGGUAGAUUUACCGAAACUGGUGGUCGGUACCAAGUUAAUGUUCGGUGGUUGGUACGUGUUUGUUCUUUUCCGACAUUGAUGUAGCAAAAGAAAGGAAGAAAGAAAGAAGAAUUUAGCAUCUUGUGGUAGUGGCACUCAGUGGUAAUAGAAAGUGAAAUCAAAGAAGAAGAAGCAUAGAACACUGCCCGAAUGAAAGUUCUGGGCUUCGCUCACACAUAUCUUUGUUGAAAGCAGUGGAAUUUUGCGAGAGUAGCCGCCAGGUGCCGUCAGACGAUAAACUAACGAUUUAGACGAUUAGUGUGCAUACGCGUGCGUGUGCGUACUGUAUGUGACACUACGAAUUAAAGGGUUUGCAAAAAGAAACAGACAUUAGAACGUCGCACGAAACCCUUGCAUUGUGCAUUGUGCAAAGCAAAGCGCGGGUAGAAAAAGUAAAAAAUAACCACCAUUGGAACGACGACCGGCAGCGAGCGGCAAAUCAGCUACGGAGCGUGCGGCGGAUAGAGAGAAAAAAUAAUAAAAAGGAAGACACCGUGUCGUUAAAAAAAACAUAGCGCAAAUAACAACGCCAGAAAGGACUGCGUACAGUAGAGCGAGAGCCGAAUAGACAAAGAGCAAGCGCGCGAAAGAAACAGGUGUUGAGUGUCGUUUCGUUUUGGAGCGAAGAGAGAACACAUCUCUCGCAUCGCUAAAGAGGGAGAUCUAGGAGCCAUUGUCGCCGUACAGCAGCCGCCAACCAACCAACCGGGCAACCAACAGAAAUCGUAGCGAAACCUACGCGCGCAAUAGGACUGGGGAGUAGCUGGUACUGUGUAGAGGAGCGUUUGCGACACUACGUUGACAGUGGUUUUGCAGAAGAAUCGUAUCGAAUAAGGGUGCAGAUUGGAGUCCACAGGAGGCGGCGAAUCGUGUGCGAUUGGUAGAUAUCUAAUCUAAUCCAACAUCUAGUAGGCUGUGUUUAUUGAAUCGUCCAGAAAAGAAUCAAAAUGACAGACGAAUCCUACCCCAAGACGCUGUACGUCGGCAGCCUCGACCCAUCUGUCACGGAGGAGCUCCUGUGCACACUCUUCAGUCAGAUGGGCGUCGUGAAGAGUUGCAAGAUAAUCCGGGAGGCUACCAACGAUCCGUACGCGUUCAUUGAGUAUGCGAACCAUCAGUCGGCCCAAACGGCGUUGGCGGCAAUGAACAAGCGUAUGUUUCUAAAGAAGGAAAUAAAGGUCAAUUGGGCGACGAGCCCCGGAAAUCAGCCGAAGACGGACACCAGCCAGCAUCAUCACAUCUUCGUUGGUGACUUGAGCCCGGAAAUCGAGACCGAAACGUUGCGCGAAGCGUUUGCACCGUUCGGUGAAAUUUCCAACUGCCGUAUUGUGCGAGAUCCGCAGACGCUCAAAUCGAGGGGUUACGCGUUUGUGUCAUUCGUAAAGAAGGCCGAGGCCGAAAAUGCAAUCGCAAUGAUGAAUGGUCAAUGGCUAGGUUCGCGCUCGAUCAGGACGAACUGGUCCACCAGGAAACCACCGGCACCCAGGGAAAAUGCCAAGGGCAUUAAGAGCGGAAAGCCUCCAGCAUUUGAAGACAUCUACAACAACACGAGUCCCACCAAUACGACGGUUUAUUGCGGUGGGUUCCCGCAGAACACCAUCACCGAAGAUCUAAUUCAGAAGCACUUCGCCCAGUUCGGGCACAUACUUGACACGCGGGUUUUCAAAGACAAGGGCUAUGCGUUUAUUCGGUUCGCCAGCAAAGAAUCGGCCGCCCGUGCCAUCGAGGGUACACACAACAGCGAAGUCCAGGGAUACCCGGUCAAAUGCUAUUGGGGCAAAGAGAACGGCGGGGAGGUUAACAGCAACGGCAUCAAUCCGGCCGCUUCGGCACUUGUGGCGGCUGCAGCCGCCUCCGGCAUGAUGAGCAUGAAUGGCAUGGUCGUACAGCAGAACGCCCUGCAACAGAAUGCAGCUGCUGCUGCCGCUGCUGCUGUCGCUCAGCAACACAGUGGAAAUCCGCAAAUGACACAGGCUUCAGCGGCUGCCGCUGCGGCCGGUGCACAGUAUCCUUAUUCCACCGCCUACAGUCAUAUGUACUGGAUUCCGGGUGGUUAUCCGCAGAUACAACAGGGAUAUGUUCAACAAGGAUAUUACGCCUACCCAACGGCUUACGCAGCAGCUAGCCCACAACAAACAGGUUAUCGCAUGAUGCAACCAAACAUGGCUGCAACUGGCUGGGGUAUGCAGACAGUGCCCACAGUGGCAACGAAUGGUGCUGCUGCAGCGAACAUGGCAGCGGCAGCGGCAGCAGCGGCCUCCUCACAGCAGCCAAUGAUGUAUGCAACCAUGCCCCAGUUCCAAACGCAAUGAGAACUA
This is a messenger RNA of Anopheles coustani, 2509 nucleotides long. It is a transcript of the gene Rox8, whose product is annotated as nucleolysin TIAR. The transcript has 5 exons. Gene Ontology annotation, molecular function: RNA binding. Bases 1139 to 2503 code for a protein of 454 amino acids. NCBI's taxonomy places the organism in Eukaryota, Metazoa, Arthropoda, Insecta, Diptera, Culicidae. The record is from RefSeq and is a predicted model, not a curated record.